Ceraceosorus guamensis is the source of this 1830-nucleotide messenger RNA. RefSeq lists its product as hypothetical. The transcript has 8 exons. The coding region runs from base 1 to 1830 and encodes 609 amino acids. The record is from RefSeq and is a predicted model, not a curated record. Lineage: Eukaryota; Fungi; Basidiomycota; Exobasidiomycetes; Ceraceosorales; Ceraceosoraceae.
AUGUCUCGCUGGAUCGGUCCGUCAAGCCGGGGCGAGGCAAAUGUAGCUACGUGGUUCAGUCAACCUACGCCGGCUCAAAGCGACGCUUCAACGUCCGAGGCGUACGUGUCGGGCGCCUCUUCAUCCGCUCCAUCGCAGGAUGCGACCUCGACUUCGGAAGCGGAAAAGGUGCCCAAUUUGUCUCCUGCUGCACUUCAAGAGCUGAACACGCUUCGGCGUGCCGGCCACGUGUAUCAAGACGCGCUGCGAAGGAACAAAGACGUGCAAGAUUUGCUCAAUAGAGCUCUUGUAGCUUCUGAUUUGGACAUUAAAGAACUGCAAGAUCUCGAGACAUCGCUUGACUUUGCUACAAAUCUUGCGGAAGAGGGCACAAAGAAGAGGGUCGUCGAGCAAUCAAAUCCUCCGCUCUUGCCCCUAUUCGACGAGCUUGACGCCGAGAUACCGCUUCUGCGGAAGGACUGUCAGGAUCAGAUGGAUCUUCGAGAUUUCGUCCUGUCGAACCCAUGGUCAGAGGCGGAGUCUUUGAGAUUGAAAGAGGUGACGCUAAAGGAAUGUCAGCGCGCCACGUCUAGAGUUCUGCUGUCCCGAUAUAGAGACAGGGUGUGGUCUCAAGUCUCUUCCAAAAGUGCAUCCGACGUGGUACAAGUCUCUUUACCCGCCUGGGCUCGCACGCACAAGACCUUUCUCAAUACUGGCCGAUCUGGGCUACGUGAGGACGUGGAGACGGAUGAAGAGGAGGACGACGGAUUUGAUUGGGAGCAUGUCUCCAACCAGAUGGGCUUGGCCAAGACGCCAGAAGAAUGCAGGACUAGAUGGAUCAUGAACGACAGACCCGGAAUAAGCUCCGAUCCUUGGAAAGAUGAAGAGGUGAUGCGCUUAAUUGGGAUUGUGCAAAGGCUGCAGGGAGCGGAGGAGGACUGGGACUGGGAACAAGUGGCUAAGGAGCUGGGAACCAAUAGGUUAGGCUCGGAAUGUCUCAUGACGUAUGCCUGCAACGACGCUAAUCCCGCGAAUGACAGCCUCGACUACACCAAGGAAGAAGACCUCAGGAUCCUUCAGCAAGCUCAAAUUUGGAGCGAGUCGUCCUCUCUCGUGGCAGAAAGAUCUUGUCCGCACAGAUUACCUGUCAAUUUGUCCCUGCACUACGCUCAUAAGCUGCGAGCGGCCGCAAAGGAGACCUUACCCGUAAGGUGGGAGGACGGGAGCAGACACGAAAUAGUUCUUCAAUGCGUCAAAGUCCAACUAGAAGCGUACAACUCUACGGUCAAAGGCUCUAACGAUCUGCUCGGGUUAUCAAUUCCAGCGGCAGCUGUCGAGAACCUGACCGGCAAUCGCGCGAUCCGUCAGCGGAUCAGGAAUCACUAUGCCGCCUUGGCUGAAAAGCUCAACUGGCACGAGGUGGCUAGACAGGUGGACGGCAUGAGUUGGAAAAGGUGCAAGAGGCAUUGGAUCGCCCAUUUCGUCGAAGUGGGCAUCACGCAGAUGUGUCAGGACGUGGAAGCCCAAGGGGACGUGUAUGGGCCGCAGCGCGAGGCGAAGAGGAAGAGAGAGGAGGGGCAAGACGACGCUCCAACCCCUGGAAUGGAGGGGCGACCGGAGGUGGAACCUUCGGUUCCAGUCCUCCAAACGGACAGACCUUGGGCCCCUCAAGAAGACGCAAUGAUACACAAGUACAGACCAGGCAAGCGGUCCAAUGCCGCAAUCGCGAAGAUGAUGCGGACAGGUCGGAGCGGGGCCGAAGUGGCGGCGAGGUGGGAAGUACUCAAAGCUCGGGCGCGCGAUGCAAGUGCAAGACAGCUGGAGAGCGCCCCGAGUGAUCAAACAAGCUAG